GGAGCCCACUAGGGGGCGGGGCGCGCUCGUGGCAACCAUUCCGUGGUCCCCAAGUGCUGCUGUUCCUGCGAGACUGUUCCAGGGGUACGGGUCCGGCUGCGAGCUGUUUUUAAAAGAAAGAUGGAAAGCGGCACAGUUUUGCUGGAAUCCAAAUCUUCACCAUUGAACCUUCUGCAUGAGAUGCACGAGCUCCGACUUCUGGGCCAUCUUUGUGACGUCACAGUCAGAGUAGAGUAUCAGGGUGUCUGUGAAGACUUCAUGGCCCAUAAAGCAGUGCUGGCAGCCACCAGCAAGUUUUUUAAGGAGGUGUUCCUGAAUGAGAAGAGUGUGGAUGGUACCAGGACUAAUGUCUGCUUAAAUGAACUUCAGGUCGUUGACUUUGCUUCAUUUCUGGAGUUUGUCUAUACGGCCAGGGUGCAGGUAGAAGAGGAUCGGGUGCAGCGGAUGCUGGAAGUGGCUGAAAAGCUAAAGUGUUUGGACCUGACUGAAACAUGCUUUCAGCUCAAGAAGCAGAUGCUGCAGUCAGUCCUUCUGGAAUCACAGAGUUUCCCUGAGUCUCAGGAGGUGGAGGCCAGCAGUGGCCCCCAGGUGAGUGUGACCCCCAGCUCCCAAGCAAGCGUAUCAGGGGAGGAUGCUCACUCCAGUGGCCUUGCUGAUACCUCUAACUAUCCAAUAGAGAGUUUUGAUAAUGGCCUCUUGCCAGAAAUACCAUCCAGGAAGUGCAAGGAGAAAUUAGACAAGAAGAAAGAUGUGGCUAGGCCUCCCUACCCUAAAAUCAGAAGACUUAGUGGGAGGCUAGCUGGAAGAAAAGUGUUUGUGGAUAUCCCUAAAAAGAAAUAUACAAGAAGGCUCCGAGAGCAACAGACAAUUGCGGAGGAGGAAGCUGCAGAGAAUGACAGGUGUCCCCAGGACCAAAGCGCAGCCCAUGAAAGGACGGGGACGGAACCAGCUUCCAAAAGUGAGGCUUCCCCUGCUGGUGUGAAACUGGAGGAAAGCCUGCAGAAAGUGGAGGGGGAGAAGGAGGGUGAAGAAGGGAAGGAUGGGGAGAAGAGGAGUAACUUCCAGUGCACAGUCUGUGAGAAGGCCUUCCUGUAUGAGAAGAGUUUCCUGAAACAUAUCAGGCACAACCACGGCAUGGCCACCGAAGUCGUGUACCGAUGUGACACCUGUGGCCAGACCUUUGCCAACCGCUGCAACCUGAAGAGCCACCAGCGCCACGUGCACAGCAGCGAGCGCCACUUUCCAUGUGAGCUGUGUGCAAAGAAGUUCAAGCGUAAGAAGGACGUGAAACGGCAUGUGCUGCAGGUGCACGAGGGUGGAGGCGAGCGGCACCGCUGCGACCUGUGCGGCAAGGGCUUGAGCUCCAAGACUUCUCUGCGGAUGCACGAGCGCACACACACGGGCGACAGGCCCUAUGGCUGCACCAAGUGUGAGGCCAAGUUCUCACAGCCCUCAGCGCUGAAGACCCACAUGAGAAUUCAUACAGGGGAAAGACCUUUUAUCUGUGAUGAAUGUGGUGCAAGAUUCACUCAGAACCACAUGCUGAUUUAUCAUAAAAGGUGCCACACAGGUGAAAAGCCUUUCAUGUGUGAGACAUGUGGCAAGAGUUUUGCUUCUAAGGAGUACUUGAAACACCAUAAUAGAAUCCACACUGGAUCUAAACCCUUUAAAUGUGAAGUGUGUUUGCGGACCUUUGCCCAGCGGAAUUCCCUUUACCAGCAUGCUAAAAUCCACACAGGAGAGCGGCCUUAUUGUUGUGACCAGUGUGGGAAGCAGUUCACCCAGGUAAAUGCCCUCCAGCGCCACCAUCGCAUCCACACGGGAGAGAAACCGUUCAUGUGCAAUGCGUGUGGGCGAACAUUUACUGACAAGUCCACUCUCCGGAGACACACCUCGAUACAUGAUAAGAAUACGCCGUGGAAGUCUUUCCUUGUCAUUGUAGAUGGCUCACCUAAGAAUGACGAAGGACAUACGACAGAACAACCCGAUGAUGAAUGUGUAUCACCCAAACUUUCAGGUAGAUUAUUAUCUUUUGGUGAAAAUAGCCAUUUUAACAACAUAUUGGAAGUUCAAGGCAGUGUGCCUGCCGUGCAGGAGAAUAAUUCCACAGACACUGCUUGCAAAACAGUGGUGUCUCAGGAUGCUCUUCUCACCACUACCAUCAGUGAGCUUGGUGAGCUGACGUCACAGACAGGCUCAAUACCUGCACACCUUCCCACCUUGACCAACAUGGAGUGAGAGCCUGAAGUUGUGUGCUGAACAGUCUGUAAUUGCCGCAUUCCAGGUGACGCCAGGGGCUGAGAAAAAAAAGUUGUCUAUCCAGAGAUAUAGGCAAGACUGGCCUUGAACAUUUCCCCAAACUUCCACGACCUUGCACGCAUGUACCACACUUAAAGCUUUUCCAGAAACAUUCUGAUCUGCAUGAUCUUAGCUACAUUUCAUCAACAAAUACGGCACUUAGCACCGAUCCCUUAACCCUGGUGUAGCUGUACCUGUCAGUCACACUAAUGCUUGAUUCCCUUGAUGUCUAAACCACUGCUUGUCUUUAUCAGAGUACACAGCACUGACCCAGCUUGGGAAGGUGCUGUUCGUGGUCUCCUGGUCUCGCCCUGCCUUAUACUUCCAUGUGUGUUUACUUAACUCUGAUCCUCUUAGGGCAUUUUUCUACAAAGUUAGCUAUUUCUUCCUUACUGAGAUAAAAGAAAAUGGGAUUUGUUCUGGGGAUCCUAAGAUGGAACUGAAGGUUGCAUUUGUUCCUCCCUAAUCCUCUAUUUGUACACGCGAAGAGGAAUGACACACUGAACGUUUCCGUGUAGUACCUUAGCAUGUGUGCAGGUAGGGAGUUGGUCAUAAAAUUCAACCUGGGAUGAGAUGUGGCUGUUAAUUUCAUUCCCUAAAUCAGAUUAAGUCAAAGCUGUCCUACCAAAGAAUCUCACAAAAUAGUCGUCUCGUUGGCAGAGGUGUGAGAAAUGAAGAGGAGGUGUCAGAACACUUGACUAGUCGCAUUUUCACAACCAGCCUGCUGAGUGAGCCCGGCAAAUCUCAAGGACUUCUGCCAGGCUUUUCUAGAACGUCCAGAGUCCCCACAGUGGAAGGUGACACAGACUAGUAACUGCUACAAAGCCACCUCUUUAGGAGCACAAGGAGCUAGAGGAGUGGUUCUCAACCUGUGGGUAGUGACCCUGCCAUGGGUUUCUAUAGCAUAUUAACAGUACAGUUCAGAACAGCAGCAUAAUUACAGCUAUUAAAGUAGCAACACAAGGAAUUUUAGGGUUGGAGGUAACCACAACAUGAAGAACUGUAUUAAAGGGUCGCAGAAUUAGGACGGUUGAGAACCACUGAUUUAGAGGGUACCAGAAGCCUUGGCAUGCUCAAUUCCUAUGCCUUUUUUUUUUUUUUUUUUUUUUUUUUUUUUUUNUUUUUUUUUUUUUUUUUUUUUUUUGGAUUUUUUCGAGACAGGGUUUCUCUGUAGUUUUUGGUGCCUGUCCUGGAACUAGCUCUGUAGACCAGAGAUCCGCCUGCCUCUGCCUCCCGAGUGCUGGGAUUAAAGGCGUGCGCCACCACUGCCCGGCUCAAUUCCUAUGCCUUAACCAGUGGAUAAAGAACCAGAAAUGUCUCCAAUGUUCCUUUGGCUUUCUCAUGCUGAAUUAUUGCUCAGCAAACUUCACUAUGAAAAAUGCAUUCUGUGGCAUUUGCUAUUCCUGAUGUAUGAACACAGGGCCUUGGGUAUGUGGGCAUUCGCCAUGUGUGACCCGUAAGCAUUAAUUUUAAGAGCGCCUUAAUGGGAGAAUUAUUCUGCUUUCUAGUUGAUGUUUCCUGUUUUUAACUUAUUAAGCUUGCUGUGAGAACACUCUAGUUUCUAAGAGGAAGAUACCUUAAGUUCAGAAUGAAGACAGAGCGCUAUAAUAGAAACUGAGGGUCCUUCCACAGUGCUGACUUUGUGGUAACACCUUCAAGAAAGCCGUUAAAGCCACCAAAAGGUGUUCCAGGCACUUAUACUAUUUCAGACUUGCUCUUGAAGGUUCAGGGCUGAAUUAUCUCACAUUCAGUUACGACCUGGCUAUCCUAGUUGUGUUUACAGACAGAAAAAACUAAAGACUAGUGACUGGCACAUGAUCGUUUUAACUGGUAAGAGCAAACCUGCCCAGCUGAUAAACUGUGUUAUGGAAUAAAGUCAUCUUGAUGAGAAGGAAUUUAAACAAUAGAUUAUUUUGUUACUUAUUGGAAGAGCUGUCUUGAAUUUGUUUCUUUCAAAGUUCUAAAUAAAAUUUAAUGUGUUAAUAAAUGUCUUUGUAAAGGUUC
Alexandromys fortis (reed vole) is the source of this 4302-nucleotide messenger RNA. RefSeq names its product GDNF inducible zinc finger protein 1 (gene Gzf1). Gene Ontology annotation, biological process: regulation of transcription by RNA polymerase II. Gene Ontology annotation, cellular component: chromatin; transcription regulator complex; nucleus. The transcript has 6 exons. Gene Ontology annotation, molecular function: RNA polymerase II cis-regulatory region sequence-specific DNA binding; protein binding; DNA-binding transcription factor activity, RNA polymerase II-specific. Bases 121 to 2238 code for a protein of 705 amino acids. The record is from RefSeq and is a predicted model, not a curated record. NCBI's taxonomy places the organism in Eukaryota, Metazoa, Chordata, Mammalia, Rodentia, Cricetidae.